Messenger RNA from Fraxinus pennsylvanica, 666 nucleotides. The record is from the annotation of a GenBank genome assembly. Lineage: Eukaryota; Viridiplantae; Streptophyta; Magnoliopsida; Lamiales; Oleaceae.
AUGUCUACGAAGUUUUGUCUUUUUUAUGCAAUGUGUCUGCAUAGGACAAUACCAGAUGAGAAGAAUUCGUCGGAAGAGGCAUUGCAAAGGUGGAGGAAGGCGUGUUGGCUGGUGAAAAAUCGUUACCCGACUGGAAAUGGUGCAACUGGAAAGAAGAAGAAGAUGAUCUUCUGGUCAAAGCCCAAAGGAGAGAGGGGCUUCUGCGAGGGAUGUCUCUUCGCGUUGUGUUGCUGCUGGAUUUGUGACCCUUUCCAAACUCUUUCUUCUUCCUACAAAAUAAUUUUCUUUCCUGUUCGAAAUGGUGGGAAGCGGAAGAGAGGGCGAAAGGAAAAGGGGCAGGUCGCUGUAUCAAAGCCUCCGCCUCCGAAGCAAGACAAAAAGGAGGUCGAGGAGGUGAGUGUUUUGCCAGCUGUCCGAGUAGGGCAUCAAAUGAUCCCAAAUGGCGAGGAGCGGAAGAGAGGACGGUGUCUCCGUUCGAUUACUGGAGAUAAACUGAUGAAGCUGAGAAGCCAAGAAGUCGGAAUGCCACGAAGCUUUCCGUCUCAGCUCGAUUACUUUUUAAGCACCUCAGUUUUUUCCAAUCCAAAGCAUUCCAAUUCCAGAGCGUUCGAACUUUCCUCUUGCAAUCCGCUACUGAGUAUGUUAAAUUUUGCAGAAACUCACUGA